Molecule: messenger RNA, 735 nt
Organism: Lecanosticta acicola
Lineage: Eukaryota; Fungi; Ascomycota; Dothideomycetes; Mycosphaerellales; Mycosphaerellaceae
Source: the annotation of a GenBank genome assembly
AUGGCUUCCAGCUCAGCCCCAGCGGCACCCCUCCUCUACAGCUGCAUCGCCUACCGCGAAACAAUCCUCACCGAACACACCACCACCUCCGCAACAACCCAAUCCAGCGCCCUCGCAUCCGCCAUCCUCCCCAAAGUCGACCACGACACCCCGCAAAAGAUCACCUUCACCCACGACGAAUCCUCCAAUUUCAUCCACUACAUCGCCGACGCCAGCACAUCCAGCAAUCCCGACAACCCGAGCGCCGCCGGCCUCACCUAUCUCGUAGUAGCCAAACGCGACGUCAAGCAGAGCAGAGCAUUCCAAUACCUCCUCGAAAUCAAGAGGAGAUUCCUCUCCCAAUAUCCGCCUACGAACACGCAGUUUUCUUCGCUGCCGCCGUAUGGCGCGGGAGCUUUCAAUGCGACUUUGCGGCAGCUGAUGCAAUCCUCGAGGCAGUCUACGGAUGCCUUUUCUUCCGUGCAGAAUGAGAUUGAAAGCGUGCGGGGGAUCAUGACGGAGAAUAUUGAACGGGUGCUGGAGAGAGGGGAGAGGAUAGAUUUGUUGGUGGAUAAAACGGAUCGGCUGGGAGGGAGUGCAAGCGAUUUUAGGGUGAGGAGUAGAGGGCUGAGGAGACAGAUGUGGUGGAAGAAUGUGCGGUUGAUGGUGCUGCUUAGUGUGGUGGUCGUUUUCCUGCUGUAUCUGUUUGUUGGCUUUGGGUGUGGAUUGCCGGCUUGGGGAAAAUGCAUUGGUUGA